AGCAGGUUUCUUUGCGUUUCUUUUCUUUCUCGCUGUCCGCCUUCAUGCUACGGACUGCAUGACAGUGAUCGUAGGAGACCAGGUUGAAUUUCCUAAGAACUGCGAGCCGGGUGAGACGGGGACGCUGCUGCGGGACUUGGAUGAAGGACCCCGGCAGGUCGCAACUUACCAGAGCGGUCAGUGGACAGCGAGCAGAGAGUACAGAGACCGGAUGAAGAGCAACUUAUCAAAGAUCGUUCUCACUGGCGUGCGGUUCACCGAUGGAGGACUCUAUAAAGUGACCUGCUCCAAGUCUGGCACCAAGCGCGUCCAGCUGGAGGUCGUUUUUGCUGUUGAAAGGUCCGUGACCCGAGAUGAUAACGUGACGCUCCCGUGUUACAUUAAAACCAUCGUGGGAACUGGCUUAACUGGUUGGUGGGAGAAAAACGGGAAAGUGUGUUUGAAGAACUCCAUUCCUGAAGAAUGCAGCGGGACACCUGCUGACAGACUGACUGUGUCCACUGACUGGAUCACUAACAGAGAUCAUUCUCUGACUAUUGAGGGGGUUCAGCCUGAGGAUGGAGGGGAUUAUUUCUGCUACAUCCAAGAUGGGAAACAAUCUAAAUCUGGAACUCCUGCUGCUGUUAAACUGACCGUCACUGAGAAAAUGACUCAUCAGAUGAUCAACAACAGCACAGCAGCACCAGAUCAAACCCAGAGUUGUGCCGAACUCACUCAGCCUUGGCAGAUCUCCACUGGGGUUCUCGCUGCGAUCCUGCUGCUUGUUGCUCUUUAUUAUUUGUGGCGCUGUGCCAAAAACCGCUGUGAUUCUGGAAAACUCUACGAGCUGGUACACAGAAGCUGCCAUGCAUCCAACUCUGGCGAAGCUACAACAGGUGUUUAAAUAGAUCGGAUUAUUUAUUUUAUUUAUCAUCGAAGCUCAUAAAUCCUGUUCAUUUUUUGUAAGCAUUUCUAAAUAAAUCUAUAAACCAUGUAGUUUGGAUGUGGAUCUUUUUUAUAUUUGUAAAGCUGUCAGCUCUUAGACAAAACUGUGGCUCCUCACAAUUUCAUAUCCUGUCCUGAUGUU
Messenger RNA from Xiphophorus hellerii (green swordtail), 1066 nucleotides. RefSeq lists its product as uncharacterized. Gene Ontology annotation, cellular component: external side of plasma membrane. The record is from RefSeq and is a predicted model, not a curated record. The transcript is spliced from 2 exons. Bases 59 to 883 code for a protein of 274 amino acids. NCBI's taxonomy places the organism in Eukaryota, Metazoa, Chordata, Actinopteri, Cyprinodontiformes, Poeciliidae. Gene Ontology annotation, biological process: cell surface receptor signaling pathway; negative regulation of T cell proliferation; positive regulation of T cell proliferation.